AUGUCUUCCUCGAUGAAUGUGGCGACGAUGCAGCCCUUGAGUUUCUCUCGCCGGCUCGUUCCCUCUGCGGUUUCUCGCGGACUCUCUUCUUCUUCUGUGACCGUUGCUGGAUUGUCCGGUAGAAGCCCAGCUUACGCGCCUUCUUUCCGUUCGAUUAAAUGCGUCUCUGUAUCGCCGGAAGCUUCAAUAGUAACUGAUACAAAAAAGUUGGCAGAUGCUUCUAAGAGCACAAACCUCAUACCAGUUUACCGCUGCAUAUUCUCCGAUCAGCUUACUCCUGUUCUUGCUUACCGUUGUCUGGUCAAAGAAGAUGACCGUGAAGCUCCUAGCUUUCUCUUUGAGUCCGUUGAGCCAGGCUCUCAGAUGUCAAACGUUGGUCGUUACAGCGUUGUUGGGGCUCAACCGGCGAUGGAGAUCGUGGCAAAAGAGAAUAAAGUUAUUGUUAUGGAUCACACGAAUGAAAGCAUGACUGAGGAAUACGUUGAAGAUCCAAUGGAGAUCCCAAGAAAAAUCUCUGAGACAUGGAACCCUGAUCCUCAACUAGUUCAGGACCUUCCAGAUGCGUUUUGUGGUGGGUGGGUUGGUUUUUUCUCGUACGACACAGUUCGAUAUGUCGAGAAAAGGAAACUCCCAUUUUCAAAGGCCCCUGAGGAUGAUAGGAACCUGCCAGACAUGCAUCUUGGUCUUUAUGACGAUGUAAUUGUAUUUGAUCACGUGGAGAAGAAAGCAUACGUUAUCCACUGGAUUAGACUAGAUGGGAGCAUUCCCUAUGAGAAGGCAUACAGUAAUGGAAUGCAACAUUUGGAGCACUUGGUGGCCAAGUUACACGACAUUGAGCCGCCAAAGCUGGCUGCAGGUAACGUGAAUCUCCAGACGCGACAAUUUGGGCCAGCGUUGGAAAACUCAAACGUGACAUGUGAAGAGUACAAGGAGGCUGUGGUCAAGGCUAAAGAACAUAUACUUGCAGGAGACAUAUUCCAGAUCGUCUUGAGUCAGCGCUUUGAAAGGAGAACAUUUGCAGAUCCCUUUGAAGUUUAUAGAGCACUAAGAGUUGUGAAUCCGAGUCCGUAUAUGGGCUAUUUGCAGGCUAGAGGAUGUAUUAUGGUAGCAUCAAGUCCAGAGAUUCUCACCAAAGUAAAACAGAACAAGAUAGUGAAUCGGCCAUUAGCAGGAACCAGCAAGAGAGGGAAGACUGAAGCUGAGGAUAAGAGAUUAGAGAAGGAGCUGCUAGAGAAUGAAAAGCAAUGUGCUGAGCACAUCAUGUUGGUCGAUCUCGGACGCAACGAUGUUGGAAAGGUUGCGAAAUACGGUUCUGUGAAAGUGGAGAAACUUAUGAACAUCGAACGUUAUUCACAUGUUAUGCAUAUAAGCUCGACUGUGACAGGAGAGUUACAAGAUGAUUUAACUUGCUGGGACACACUACGCGCUGCUUUACCAGUGGGAACAGUUAGUGGUGCGCCAAAGGUUAAAGCCAUGGAGCUAAUCGACGAGCUCGAGCCUACACGGCGUGGACCAUACAGUGGAGGUUUUGGAGGAGUCUCGUUCACCGGUGACAUGGACAUUGCUUUAGCCCUUAGGACGAUUGUUUUCCCGACAGCAAGUCAGUACAAUACAAUGUACUCUUACAAAGAUGCUAACAAACGCCGUGAAUGGGUGGCUUAUCUUCAAGCCGGAGCCGGUAUAGUAGCUGAUAGUGACCCGGAAGACGAGCACCGUGAGUGCCAGAACAAAGCCGCUGGUCUUGCUCGAGCCAUUGACUUGGCUGAAUCAGCAUUCGUCAAGAAAUAG
Molecule: messenger RNA, 1788 nt
Organism: Microthlaspi erraticum
Lineage: Eukaryota; Viridiplantae; Streptophyta; Magnoliopsida; Brassicales; Brassicaceae
Source: the annotation of a GenBank genome assembly